AUGACUAUCGACAACCAAUACGAUGUCAUUAUUGUUGGGGCUGGUCCUGCGGGGCUAAUGGCAGCCACUUGGCUAUCUCAAGCAGGCGUGAAAACGCUAGUUGCUGAGAAACAACAAUGUCGCACCCAAGCCGGGCAUGCCGACGGCCUAGAAAGCAGAACAAUCGAGAUCCUGGACAGUUUUGGAAUCGGCAAUGCAGUCUGGUCGGAGUCCAAUCCUACCGUUGAAGUUUGUUUGUGGAUUGACUCGCAUGACGGGAUCCGCAGGGAAAGUAUGACAUUAAACCAUAAUCCCGGGCUUUCGAGAUUCAAGGAAUGCACCCUAGCUCAGGACCGGGUCGAAGAGCAUCUUCUUGGCUUUAUCAAGGACCAUGGGAAUGUCAAGGUUAAAUGGGGCACCGUUCCCACAUCUAUCAAAAUUGACGAAAACCGCGUCGAAAGCAUUCCCCAUAACCCCGUUGAAGUUAGACUAAAACCAUGGCGAAGUGAUAUUGAUCAGCAGUGUAAGGGAUCAGAGCCCGUCAUAGAAUCCGUAUUUAGAACAAAAUAUGUCGUCGGGUGCGACGGGGCGAGAAGUUGGGUCCGAAAGCAUUUCGGCCUCUCCCUUCAAGGUGAAUCUUCAAAUGAGCAUUGGGGCGUUAUUGAUUGCAUCCCCGUUACAGACUUUCCCGAUAUUCGAAAACGAUGUAUUAUCAAGUCCAGAGUGGGGAAUAUAAUGAUUAUUCCCCGAGAAAGGCGGUUGGUGCGAUUCUAUAUCCAGUUGUCGCCCACGGUGGCUGCCAAAAUCCGGAGCUGCUAUCACCAUGCUGCCUUGAUCGUAGUAGCAAAGGCCAUUUUGCAACCGUACUUCUUCGACGCCGCAAAAGUCCAAUGGUCCACGAUAUACACCGUUGGCCAACGCCUUUGUCCUAUCUACUCGGUCCAAAACCGGGUAUUUCUAGCAGGAGAUGCAGUCCAUACACAUUCACCCAAGGCCGGGCAAGGAAUGAACGUCAGUAUGCAAGAUACAUACAAUCUAGGCUGGAAAUUGGCGAGCGUUCUAAAAGGAAUGGCUACCCCGAAGCUACUUCAUACAUACCAAAGUGAACGGCUACCGGUUGGAGAGAGAUUAGUUUCCUUUGACAAACAGAUCUGCCGGGGCAUCUGCUCCUCAGCCGAAGCAGACAAGGCCCUCACUUCCCGCGGCGAAAUCAACCCGCUAAAGGCGUCCCUCCGAGAAGAAAACUCCAACGCGUCGGGGCUCGGCGUGAUCUAUGAUCCCGGAAUUUUAGUUGCGGCUUCUGGCCAUUGGAAACUAGCCCUCAAAACAGAAUGUACCCGGCCAAUGAGCAAACCUUACCUGGCGGAAGGUAUCAUAGUCGGCGGUCGAUUCCCUAGUUAUCGAGUCCUCUGCCAGAGCGACUCUCGCCCAUGGCAUCUGCAGCAAAGGCUUCGCAGUACAGGCCAGUGGAACCUCGUCGUUUUCGGUGGCAACAUUGUCGAGAGUGCUCAGAUGCUUCGAGUAGAGAGGCUCGCGGCAUCACUUUCACAACCGGAUUCGUUUUUCACCAAGAUCAACCAGAGUAUCCGCCAGACGGCCGUCGGGUCUAUCGCUGCUCAUCUGGUCCAUUCGUCCUGCCACAGAAAGAUCGAAUUCAUGGAACUCCCUGAGAUAUUUCGACCAUUCGAUCCCCAUGGCGGAUACGAAUAUGGACAGGUAUUUGCAGACGACGACGCCUACGGAGAAGGCUGUGGCCAUGCCUACCAGUCGUAUGGCAUCGCGCCCCAGGGAUGCUUGGUGCUGAUACGCCCUGAUCAGCAUGUUGCUUUUGUCGGCGAUCUGGAGGAUACAGCGGCAUUGGAGGCAUACUUUGCGGGAUUUUCUGUUCCUUUAAUGAAUCAGGCAUUUUAA
Molecule: messenger RNA, 1890 nt
Organism: Aspergillus steynii IBT 23096
Lineage: Eukaryota; Fungi; Ascomycota; Eurotiomycetes; Eurotiales; Aspergillaceae
Product: 2-polyprenyl-6-methoxyphenol hydroxylase
Exons: 6
Coding region: 1-1890 (629 amino acids)
Molecular function (GO): FAD binding
Source: RefSeq, a predicted model, not a curated record